Molecule: messenger RNA, 429 nt
Organism: Striga asiatica
Lineage: Eukaryota; Viridiplantae; Streptophyta; Magnoliopsida; Lamiales; Orobanchaceae
Source: the annotation of a GenBank genome assembly
AUGGCAAGGUUGAAAUAUGCUCGACUGAAAGGAGAGGAAAGAAGGAGUCUUCGCGCUUUUGGUAUCAUAGGGAGACCACGGUCUCGUAAGGACCCCCAUUCUGGUCAAAUGGAAUGCUCCACCUUCUGGAUGGAUGAAAGUGAAUACGGAUGGUAUGGCUUCGGGCUCUCCGGCGCUUUCCCACUGCCUCAGACGGCCCAACAUAAGGUAUUCCAAAAGGAACUUAAGAGGAAAGAAUAUGCCAAGAAAAAAUCCGAUGCCGACAUUCUUGCAAAAGAGCAAGAAGCAGAACUAGACGUUGUCAUGAUUCCAUUGUUAAAAAGAAAAUCUUCAGAUGAUGGGAAGAAGGGCGACAUAAACUCGUUAAAGACACGGUUGAUCACUCAUAGAGCACAGAAUCCGGAUCGGGGGAGAGAGUCCUUUAAGUAA